Messenger RNA from Hemicordylus capensis (graceful crag lizard), 2024 nucleotides. It is a transcript of the gene KCNE1, whose product is annotated as potassium voltage-gated channel subfamily E regulatory subunit 1. Bases 141 to 521 code for a protein of 126 amino acids. Gene Ontology annotation, cellular component: membrane. The transcript has 2 exons. NCBI's taxonomy places the organism in Eukaryota, Metazoa, Chordata, Lepidosauria, Squamata, Cordylidae. The record is from RefSeq and is a predicted model, not a curated record. Gene Ontology annotation, biological process: regulation of heart rate by cardiac conduction; regulation of ventricular cardiac muscle cell membrane repolarization; potassium ion export across plasma membrane. Gene Ontology annotation, molecular function: potassium channel regulator activity; delayed rectifier potassium channel activity; voltage-gated potassium channel activity involved in ventricular cardiac muscle cell action potential repolarization.
UCUGCUGUGUGUUUCUCCCUCACUUUUUUCCUUUUGCAAUCUUGUAUUUUAAAAUGAAAAUGAAAAUGUAUUUAAAGAGGGAAGUAACUGAAACCAGAGGGUUCAGAAAUUAAGGAAAGAGUUACAGUCUUCACAAGACAAUGGAAAUAGCAUCCAACAACACAGCAUUAAAUAUACUCCUUUCAAAGCUGCUACAAGACUAUGCAGAUAAAAUGAACGGCGCUACACCUCCACCAGCCGGUGCAACAGACGACCACUUGGAAGUCAUAUAUAUCCUCUUAUUGCUUGGCUUCUUUGGCUUCUUCACAUUUGGAAUAAUGCUUAGCUACAUUCGCUCCAAAAAGCUUGAACAUUCAGCUGAUCCAUACAACAUGUAUAUUGCCACAGACAUUUGGCAUAAGAAGGACAAGGCCUCACUGAAAGCCAAAGUGGUGGAAAACUAUACUUCAUGUUUUGUAUUGAAAAACCAGCACGCAGUAGAGCAGCCUACCAAGCAUAUUCCUGAAGUAAAGGUUUCAUAGCACAUGGUCAGUUAAUUUUGCAGGCAUCAUGUUGAGCCUUCCAAAGAAAAGUAACAUUUGGGAACCGGCAAAAACCCCAAAUGACACAAAAUCAUCAGUUUUUGGUAUAAUCCCAUAGUUUAAUGAAGGAAGUGCAAUUUCAGAAUUUGUAACCCGAUGCAUUUUGGACAACUGUUAUUUUACAAUGAUGUGUUUCUAACAUAUGUACCAGACCAUAUCUGUUGAAGGAGAUAUAUGCUGGUUGUAAUCUAUUUCCUCUAUGGUUUCUUCCAAAAGAACAGGGGGAAAGUGAGGAUUAAGCCACAGUCAUGUCUUUGUGACCAACUGUACUGGCCACCGUAGCAUGGGGGUGUGGCCAAAGCUCAAUGGUAAAGGAUCUUCUUUGAAUGCAGAAAGCCUCAGGUUCAAUCCUUGGCAUCUCCAGGAGCUUUCCCAGACAGCAGGCUUUGCCGUGGGUUUACUGCAAGGCUUUACUGCAAGUUUGAAGUUGUCAAAAAAUAUAUAUGUGCAAAAAGUGGAAUUUUUACCAGGGAUGUAAAUCAGGCUGCACUCUAACAUGCAAUGAAAAACCCAAAACAUGUGUGAAGUGCUCCCUGAUAGCUCGCAGGGACUUCGGGGUAAUUCUGGCCGAUAUGUGACCGCACACCCUCCAUUCUGGAGGAGAUGCGAACUAAGCUCCAUGUAGGGUUGGGAAAGAUUCCUGCUGGAAGCCUUGGAGAGCUGCUGCCAGUGUAGACAAUAAUGAGCUAGAUGGACCCAUGACUCAGUAUAAGGAAACUUCCUGUGUUCCUGUCUCCAGACCAUCUAAGUGUCAACACAUUCCCAAUCCAUGAGGGCUGAAGAACGACCACAUUAGUUUAAUGUGAUGCUGGUCACAUCAUUUUUGGGAGUCCUGCAAUAGGCCAUUUGUCUUGUUUUGAAAUUAAUAAGAGCUUUGCAAUGAAACCCAUAGCAUGUAAACCAAAAAUUGUUUUAAAACAAAAUCUGCCAGUUACUGAUCAAUCUUCUUUCAGACACAAUAACUGGAUUCUUAUUGGCAAUGUAUACAAUCGCUCUUCUGAAUUACUGUGUUCUCCCUUCAGUAUAAUUAUUACCAUUGAAGGAGUCCGAGAUUUCUGGUUAUUAUAUAACUUUUCUGCUGCUUUAAACCACUAAUUUCUUUUAUUUAUGAAAAUGGAAGGUGGUUAUAUAAUUGCCUCUAUUGAGGAGGAACAACUGAUUGAGGUGUUUGGUAGGUAGUGGUACGAGACUGGGGUUGCCAAAUGACCAGAAAAAGGCUCCUGUACUGUUAUUGUGCCUUUAACAGCAGCUUGAUUUUCAGAAAACAGCAGAUAAUGCUUUUUACAACAUGGAGAUAAGCAUUAUAACCUGCUAAAAGGCACAGUUCAAGCUGUUAUUAAAGGCACAGAACAGCAGCUAGUCAAACAGUAGCCCUAUGGCCAACAUGCAUUUAGUCUGUUUUCCUUGUGGCAGCAUGUAAAUCAUUUGUAUGAUGUAAAUAUU